CAAGAUCGAAGCAAUUUGCAAGAGAAGAUUGUUAGGUGAGAUUUUUAUUUUUAUUUUUUAUUUUUUAUUUUUGCGGUUCAGUAGACUCCAACCCGAAGAAAAGACUCAAGAGGCAGAAUCCAAGCAGGUGACAAAACUGUGCUAAAGGCUCCGUCCGCUUAGCCACGUUACCUUGGCUUGGCAAUUCAGCCAUUCACCGGUCGACGAGCGCCGUCGGAUUGCACCUGACAGCACUGUACUUAAUGAAACUGUUCGGACUCCACCUGUAUCUUCCCUGCUCUUAUUUCUGUUGCGUCCGAUCCGAUCCGAUCCGAUCACCAAUACCCUAAUGAGAGAGAGAGAGAGAGAGAGAGUAUGAUUGAAAAUUAUCUAAUUUAGAUUCCUUCAGAGAAAUUUCUAGAAAGAUCAACCUCAAUUCGUGCGAGAGAAAAGAUAAUUGUAGACCGAGGGAUAGAGAGCGAUCGGAGGAUGCAGGGACGCAGUCCUCCGAAGCACAGGCACGAUGGCACUUCUCCGCUGCCUCUGGGGAUGGAUUGGAGUCCUCCUCCGAGAAAAUGGAAAGGGCGGGACACUGUGUGGCCACAUGAUCCCCGCACAGGAUGGAGUUACUGUGUCACUAUACCUUCCUGGGUUGUCCGUCCAAAAUCAAGAGAUUCAGAACCUGUAGUGUUCUACAGGGUUCAGGUUGGUGUACAAUCCCCAGAAGGGAAUACGACAACACGUGGCAUAUUAAGAAGGUUUAAUGAUUUUUUGAAGUUAUUUAGUGUGCUUAGAAAGGCAUUUCCCAAGAAGAACCUCCCACCAGCUCCUCCCAAGGGACUGUUGCGGCUGAAAACCCGGGCUCUGUUAGAAGAGCGAAGGUGCUCUUUGGAAGAGUGGUUGACAAAGUUGUUGUCUGACAUUGAUUUAUCAAGAAGUGUUGCAGUGGCAUCCUUUCUUGAACUAGAAGCUGCUGCCAGGUUUUCAUUCCAAGAUGUAAAUCAGCAAACUUCAGAAGCAAGCCCUGCUUCCAAUAGCACAGUUUCUUCAUUUGAAUUACCACCCCAUUCAAGCUCAGCUGUUGCUGGUAGCUCAUCAAUCACAACAGAUUAUGGCAGUGAUACAGCAUACGAGACAUCUGAGCUUGGAACCCCACGGCUAGGAAGGGAUGAUAAUUCUGAAAUUGGUUUUGAGGAUCUAUCGUUGGAUGAAGAUUCACUAGAAAAGCUAGUGAAAUAUGGCCUGUCCAAUAUAGACGAGGGACUGUUUAUUGGCCAGACUAUUCUUGAGCAGUUGGAAGGCCUUCCUAGGCAUAAAAUGAAUGACAGGCAUCUCAACAAUGUUAUAGAAAAGGAUAAGUAUAAUGGAAAUGCUUCUAAAGCUUCGUUUUUGGUUGGGAAUGGGACAGAACUUUUCUCCGGGCAAGAGCAUGGUAAGGUACUUGGUCAUGCUCGCAAGCUCUCAAAUGAGAGUUUUGGAAGUGAUGUAAGUUCUCUGAGAGGUAGUGAAAUGUCUAAUUCUGGAAUUCCAAACUCAUCUGGUGACGGAUCGUUUGACCUUCCUGGUGGUGCCGAGUGUUCCAGUACCACAGAGAUUCUUGGCAGUGCAGACUUUCAGUUUUCAGGCGAUGCUCAAUUAGUUCUUCCAUUGGAUCAGCGCCAUAAAUUGAACAGAGUUCUUUUCACAAUGCAGAGAAGAUUAGUCACUGCAAAAACAGACAUGGAGGACCUUAUAGCAAGAUUACAUCAAGAAAUGGCCUCAAAAGAUUAUCUUGCAACAAAGGUGAAGGAUUUGGAAGUUGAACUGGAAACUUCUAAACAGAAAAGUAAAGAAAACCUUCAGCAAGCACUCUUGAUUGAGAGGGAAAGAGUUACUCAAAUGCAGUGGGAUAUGGAGGAACUCCGGCGAAAGUCAAUGGAAAUGGAGUUGAAAUUGAAGCACGAACAGAAUGAAAAGUCACAUACAGAGUCGAGAAAAGAAUAUCCUGUUGAGGAGAAAGAUGUGCUGCUGCAGGAGUUGGAUGCUAGUAAAGAGCAGCAUGAAAAUUUGUUGAAGCGAUAUGAAGAGCUAGAAGCAAAAUCAAAAGCAGAUAUUAAAAUUCUUGUUAAAGAAGUCAAAUCUCUCCGAAAUUCCCAAACAGAAUUGAAGCGGGAACUUAGUCAAACACAGAAGGAAAAGUGUGAAGCUGAGAAACUCAUUCAACAGGAAAGACAAAUGAGAGAGCAUGCCAAAACUGCAAGGGAAAACCUGCUGCAUGAAUGCAAUAGUCUUAUCAGUCGGCUACAAAAGUGCAGCAUCAAUUUAAUCAAGGAGGAUGGACAUGACUUUGUUGAGGAUUCUUCAUCACUGGCAGACGCUUUACAUUUGUUAACAACAACCGAUGAUCAGAUUGGCCUCCUACUUGCAGAGGCGCAACACUUGACUGAAACAAAUGAAACCGCUGCUUCUGGUGUUGGUGAAAUUCAUGGCAUGAAUGAUGAGACAAGGACGAUGGAUGAUGAGUUAAGGAAGAUGCUAGCAGAUAUCUUCAUCGAUAACGCUAGAUUAAGAAAACAGGUGAAUUUUAUUAUACGCCGUGUUCUCAAAAUGGAUGACAUGUCUAAGCAAGAUGAGGCCCCUUCAGAAAAAAACGUAGUAAAUACAUCUGUAGAAACAUAAAAUGGGGGUGUACCAUUGUAAUUUUCUUUUUACCCUUUUGAGAAAUGUACUCUCUGUUUGGAUGCCA
Carya illinoinensis is the source of this 2704-nucleotide messenger RNA. RefSeq names its product PX domain-containing protein EREL1. NCBI's taxonomy places the organism in Eukaryota, Viridiplantae, Streptophyta, Magnoliopsida, Fagales, Juglandaceae. Gene Ontology annotation, molecular function: phosphatidylinositol binding. Gene Ontology annotation, biological process: protein transport. The record is from RefSeq and is a predicted model, not a curated record. The transcript has 10 exons. Bases 469 to 2637 code for a protein of 722 amino acids.